Molecule: messenger RNA, 1918 nt
Organism: Anarrhichthys ocellatus (wolf-eel)
Lineage: Eukaryota; Metazoa; Chordata; Actinopteri; Perciformes; Anarhichadidae
Exons: 7
Coding region: 1160-1918 (252 amino acids)
Molecular function (GO): protein dimerization activity
Source: RefSeq, a predicted model, not a curated record
GUUUACAGUGUUUCCCCUACCAUUAUAUUAGAGGGGCGCUCCGCCCCCCCUUGAAGGUCGAGUUAAUUUUGUUUAAUUUUGUUUUCUACAUAGCGCCAGAUCACAACAGAAGUCAUUUACGCUUACCUUUCCUAUAGAACAGGUCUAUACCUUGUUAUUUUAUUAAACAAACUAAACAGCCUUAUGUUAUUUAUCUUAUUUACACGACGGCAUGUCAUUUCUGUCUCUACAUGGUCGGGCGUUUACAAUUCUCCUCUGAUCUCUGUAUUUGGCGCACGGCGGAGUUCCGCCCCGAUACGCACACACACAGGUGAGCACACUCCCACCAGCGGACAGAGAGAGAGAGCGUCAGAAAAUAUGUUGCGUCAACUACCUGAAAAGCAGACAGCUAUAUCUGUGUUUUUUAAACGCUCCCAGGGUGGUGAAAAUGGCAACACUCGCUCUCCUGCGAGUAGCAGCCGGAGUAGCUCUCCUGCUCCGGGUUCAAGUACAAAAACGAGCCCAAGUGCUGCACGCCAAAUGUAAGCUUCUUUUGUAAAUGUUGACCAUAUUUUUAGUUUUGUCUUAUGUGAUCGCUAUAUUGACAAUAAAUUGGAUUUUUCUUGCAUAAAAUGAUAUAAAGAAUUCAUAUACUUCAUUUAAUUGUCGAGCGUCUUUUAAUGUUAACCUUUCCAACAUUUUUUUAGAUUGGCAAAAGCAUCAACUAUAGGUCACAUCGAAUCAUAGAUGAAAUGCUGGAAAUUCUGGCCGCUGUUAUCGUGAAGCCAAUAUUGAGGGAUAUUUCUCAGUCACAAGCCAUAGGGUUGGAGAUUGAUGAGACCACAGAUGUCUCUGUGUGCAGACAGCUAGACAUUCAUGUGAGAACCGCUCUGCUUCUCUGAAAGCCGCUGCAGAGGUUCUCAGUGUGUCUGAGCUGAAAGUGAAUCAAGUAAAGGACACACGAUGGCUCUCCCAACAUGAAGCAGUAAAAAACCUCCUAAGAAACAUAACUGCUGUACUGGGUGCCUUAGCAGAGCAAGUAGAGACCCGCAAAUGUCCUACUGCUAAGGGACUGUAUUCAUUCCUUGCCACCUAUCGCUUCAUUGUCUCCCUUCACCUGCAAGCUGAUGUGCUCCCUCACCUGGCACGCCUCUCUAAGCUCUUCCAAAAGGAGGAUGUCAUGUUCCUGGCAAUCAAAGAGCAAGUCCCUGUCACCCUGGCCUUAAUAAAGAGCAUAAAAGGUUCUGGUGGUCAAAAUGUGGAUGACCCUUCAGGACUGGGGGCAUUCUGCAUCUCUGCUGAACAGGAGAGGGGGAGAAGAGGGGAUGAUGCAGGAGACAGACAGCAGUACUGGCAAAGAUUUCAAUCACAGGUGAUGGAUCCAUAUUUGGAUGGCCUCAUUGCCCACCUCGAGAGACGUUUCUGUGAGGUUGGAGUCGUGGCUGCAUUUGGGAUACUCGGUCCACAAGCAGCUACACUCCCUGACGACACUGCACACACAAAACUGAGGAUACUGGUAGAGAAGUUUUGGUCCCAUGUCGAUUUUGGCACAGUCCUCGAAGAAUGGACCUCUUUCAAGGAGCAAGUGGUCUCUGGUCCACUCAAGAACAAGACACAGUUGGCCAUACUGUCUGAAAUGUCCUCAAAAUAUGAGGAGUUUGGUGUCCUGUACCCAACUAUGAGCCUGCUGGCUUCCAUUGCCCUGAUGGUCCCGGUCAGCAGUGUAAACUGUGAGAGGGACUUCUCAACCGUGAACAGGGUCAAGACAAACAUCCGCAAUAGACUGCAAGGAGACCAUCUUGCAGCUUGCCUGCGGAUCUCGAUAAAUGGGCCAGCCCUUUGUGACUUCCCAUAUCGAGAGGCUCUGGAAAUGUUCUUCCAGAAGCCCCGAAAGAUACACUGUAGUGACAAAACCUGCACACUUUGUGGUUGUCAUUAA